This is a messenger RNA of Paramecium pentaurelia, 1497 nucleotides long. NCBI's taxonomy places the organism in Eukaryota, Ciliophora, Oligohymenophorea, Peniculida, Parameciidae. The record is from the annotation of a GenBank genome assembly.
AUGAACUCAGUAUCCACUAACUCUUCCUUUACAGAUGUUAGGAUUGUUAAAAUAUACUUGAAGAUUCAUUACAUAACACAAUUUGGAUAAGCAAUUUAUCUAUGUGGGGAUGAUGAAUCUUUAGGAAUGUGGGAUUCUUGUAAGGCACUUCGUUUGUAAUGGAAUUAAGUAUUAAAUUUAAACAAAUUAGAAUCAUGAAUGGACCAUAUGUAUUAAAUUGCCUAGAAUCACUCGUAAAUUCGAGUACAAAUUCUUGGUUAACAAUUAUAAUGAACCUUCAAUUUCCUAAGCAUAUUGGGAACCUGGUGAAAAUCGUAUAAUCACUAAACAUUUAUUGCUUAAUGGAAAGAAGAGUGAGUAUUUUAAUUGUAAUACAAUUGUAAUAUUAUUUUAGAGGAGUUUUGGGGAUAUAGAACUAUAAAACUAAAACUCAAUCACACUUUAUAACCUAAAGAACGUAUGAUGAUAAUAGGAUCUAUUCCUGAGAUUGGUUCAUGGAAUUCACCUGUACUUAUGAAAUCACAAUUAAAAAUUGAUAUUUGUAAUAAAUUCAAUAUAAUAUUUAUAGUAACUGAAGAACCUACAUAAUAAUGGUCAAUAUCAUUUAUUGUGGAUCCUUUAAAUUUUUAUUUUCGUUAUUAUUAUGUAAUAAGAAAUGAUGAAACAGGAAAAAUGAUAUGGGAAAGAGGUAAUGGGCGUUACUUAAAAAGUGCUGAUUUAACUUCAAUAAGAUAAGUAUUGGAUUAAUAUGAUCAUCAUCCAAUAAAAGUGAAAACUCAAAUAUAUUCAGCUAUUCAGGCUAGGUAAUUAAAUAAAAAUGGAUCUUUUUCUUCUUAAAAAAUACAAAAAUCUAAAAUGAAAUAAAAUAAUUAAGGAUACUCUUUUGCAGAUAAAGAGCCUUCUUUUUUUUAUUAUGAAGAAUUUGGAAGAUUAAAUAAAUUAGAUUGGAAUUUUGUAGUAUAAUUCUAAACUUAUGAAAUAAAUGAGAAUAUAUUAAUUGGACCUUAUCCAUAAAAUGAAUAAGAUAUUCUUAAUUUAAAAUAAAAAUAAAUUAGAGCAGUUUUAAAUCUUUAAACUCGUCUUGAUAUGUUUCAUCGUGGAGUUAAUUGGGAAUAAAUUAUAGAUGCAUACAAAAGACACAAUAUUGUGAUGAAGAAUUAUUAAAUAUUUGAUAUGGAUUCUGAAGAUUUUCAAAAAAAAUCAAAUAAAGCAGUAUAAAUUUUGAAAAAAUUAAUUAAUGAAUAUGAAUAUGUCUAUGUUCAUUGUACAGCAGGAAUAGGUAGAGCUCCUUCAAUAGUAGUUCUUUAUUUAGCAUCAAUACUCAAAUAUGAUUUAAGAGAAGCAAUUGAAUUUGUAAAAUAAAAGAGAUAGCAAUUUUAUAUUAAUUAUUGUAAAAUAUUAAAUUAAUAUUACCUAGCAAUGUUAAAAAAGUCAUAUUAAAAAGCACUUGUAUUUAAUCAUGGAUUAGGUUAUUAAGAUUUAACUAUAACUUUUUGA